Messenger RNA from Colius striatus (speckled mousebird), 1865 nucleotides. RefSeq names its product TP53 induced glycolysis regulatory phosphatase (gene TIGAR). Gene Ontology annotation, cellular component: cytosol. Gene Ontology annotation, molecular function: fructose-2,6-bisphosphate 2-phosphatase activity. Bases 71 to 910 code for a protein of 279 amino acids. The transcript has 6 exons. The record is from RefSeq and is a predicted model, not a curated record. Lineage: Eukaryota; Metazoa; Chordata; Aves; Coliiformes; Coliidae. Gene Ontology annotation, biological process: fructose 2,6-bisphosphate metabolic process; fructose 1,6-bisphosphate metabolic process; negative regulation of glycolytic process.
AGGCGGGCGCCGCAGUGCGGGCAGGCGGCCGGUGAGGGUGAUCUUGCGCGCGCAGCUGAGCGGCCGCGCCAUGGUUCGUUUCGGGCUGACCGUCGUCCGGCAUGGAGAAACAAAAUACAACAAAGACAAGAUACUGCAAGGUCAAGGAGUGGAUGAGCCGCUCUCUGCAACUGGUUUCAGACAAGCUGAAGCUGCUGGUUUAUUUCUUAGUAAUGUGAAGUUUACUCAUGUAUUUUCAAGUGACCUCCUUCGAGCUAAGCAGACUGCUGCCACAAUUCUAGGAAAAAAUAAGUUUUGCAAAGAUUUGGAAAUCAAAUAUGAUGCAAGACUUCGAGAGAGAAAAUAUGGCGUGGCCGAAGGAAGGCCUUUGACUGACCUCAAGGCCAUGGCAAAAGCUGCUGGAGAGCAAUGUCCUUCAUUCACACCUUCUGGAGGAGAAACGCUGGAUCAAGUGAGAGAACGUGCAAGAGACUUUUUUGAGUUUCUCUGCCGGCUAGCUGUUGAAGUGGAACAGAAAGAGCCUGACAGACAAGGGGCGGCAAGCAGAGGCUCAGCAGGAUCUCAAGAACAGUUAGUUUUCCCUUGGACAAACCACUGCAGUGAAGCAGAACUUAGCUCUGACAAUAGUGAAGCUUCUAAAAUAUUAGAUGCCAGUAUCUUGGUGGUGAGUCACGGAGCCUACAUGAGGAACUGGAUCAGUUAUUUUGUGUCGGAUCUCAAAUGUACUUUACCAACAAAUUUAACAAAGUCUCAUUUAUCUUCUGUCAGUCCCAAUACAGGAAUUAGUCACUUCGUUAUAAAACUUGAAAAUGGAAAUUUCUUAAAACCUGAAAUCACAUGUGUUUGUCUUAAUCAAGACUCUCACUUAGUGGACAUGGGAGCUGAAUGUGUAGCUUUUAAGGUGUUUUAAGAGCCUUUGUAGUGGGAAAUGGUUUUAGAUUGCCAUUAUACUAAGCUUGGGAAAGGUAUCUGUAGUAAUUAAUGGGAUUAACUGGAGUUAUUGACACUAAACUGCAAAAGUAAAGACAUGCAAUUGCUUACCAUCUUAAAAUAAGACUAUUUGCAUGGUCUGAGUGCCCGAUAUAAGUUAGCACUAGAGAAAUAACACAAGUAUUCUUUAUGAACAGAAACAUAAUACUUUCAGUUACUUGCAUAUCUGCUUCUAGAGUGAGUAUUUUUUUUUUUAAUUUAUUUUUAUUACCCCAUAAUUAUUUUGGCUAUCUCCAGGUAAGAGCUGGGAGGAGAGAGGAAUGGUACCUCGGAGAUAAACUAUACUGUAGUUUUGGUUUAUUACAAAAUGCUGUAUUAUAAUAUUAAACAUACAUAUUCAAAUAGGUUUUUGAAUGUAUAACCUGAAAAGGAGCAUUGCCUAGUGAAAAAGGUCUGGUACAGAGUGGGGGGAUGUGUUCCUCGCUCUGAUACUGAACAGCUGUGAGUUUCUGGGCAAAUCUGUUUUCCCUUUGUUAAAAUAGGGAUGAUAUACCUACCUCGCAGGAGUGUUGUGUUGUUGAGACCUCUGUGUAAGAGCGCUGUAGAAAAACACAAAAUAUUUAUUUUUAACUGUAAAACAGGACAAGGAAUUUCAUGUAUACAUAGUUGAAAUAAUAAACUGUCUUCUGAAAAGAACCUUACCAGUAAGUGAGUGGUACCUGACUGGAAUCCUGUUGUCAGUUGCAGUUGUACACUUCAUGUGUGAAUAUUUUUGCCUAAAACUAGGCAAAUUUGGUUGCUUGAUGAUUGCUUGUAGUUGCUGAUGUACUGCAUUCUUUCCCCACUAGGGCAUUUGUAGUGUUAUUGUUGAAGCUUAUUUGACUUAACGUUAUUUAUAGUACCCACAUACUUUUUCUUCCUUUGCAUAUUUUAAG